Molecule: messenger RNA, 849 nt
Organism: Periconia digitata
Lineage: Eukaryota; Fungi; Ascomycota; Dothideomycetes; Pleosporales; Periconiaceae
Source: the annotation of a GenBank genome assembly
AUGGCCGUUUACCGCAAAAGCAGAGCGUUCAGCAUGCCGAAAAACAAAUCUGACAAAAAGAACAGUUGGGUGAUGCUCGCUGAAGGCGGCGGAUACACGCCGCUGCCGGGGGAACAGACGCUGUACCAGUCGCCCCCUCGAACCACCCUCUCGCUGCAGAGCAGCAACCGUAAUCCAUCCGGCCGCGCUUUCUCCAAGCAGUGCAAGUCGGGUGUCGUCUAUCUCACCAACAGGCGGUUCAUCUAUUUGCCUGUUACCCCAAACGCAGACCUCCAGUCCUUCGCCGUUCCCAUUCUCAACGUUCAAGAUACUCGCGUAACAGCGCCUUGGUUCGGAGCCAAUAAGUGGGAGGCCGUUGUACAACCUGUCUUCGGAGGCGGCAUACCGGCGCAGUUUGCGGAGCUGGAGCUGGUGAUGGAGUUCAAGGAAGGGGGCGCAUUCGACUUUGCAAGCACAUUUGACAGGCUGAAGGAUCGGCUGCGGCAAGCUGUUGACGUCGCAGGUAUGUCGGCUAGCGAUGGAACAGAGACAGGCGACGGGCGUGGUGCAGGAGCACUGGCGGGUGUCAGUCUGACCGGCGUACACCUGGAAGAUUUGCCAGCAUAUGAGGAUUCUACGGGGCAUACAAGAGUCCCUGAUCCUCUACCUAGCCCACCGCCGGAUAGGGAGAGCGCUGGAGAGCCUCAGAGCGCUUCCACGGUGAACAGGUCGAGCCCGAUGGAGAGCCCGCAUCAAGAGACAUUCCAGCCACCGAAUGAACCCCCUCCAGGAUAUGAGGAAGUGCAGCAGAGCAGUGUAGCGGAUGAGUUGGAGAGACGAUUGCGCAGCCCAAGAAGCUUUGAGCGGUGA